Molecule: messenger RNA, 2652 nt
Organism: Triplophysa dalaica
Lineage: Eukaryota; Metazoa; Chordata; Actinopteri; Cypriniformes; Nemacheilidae
Product: targeting protein for Xklp2-A-like
Exons: 21
Coding region: 161-2482 (773 amino acids)
Biological process (GO): regulation of mitotic spindle organization; activation of protein kinase activity
Cellular component (GO): microtubule; spindle
Source: RefSeq, a predicted model, not a curated record
CAAGCGAACAGCUAAUAGGAAAUGAGACGCGUCGUGUUAACGCAUCUGAUUGGCUAGGCACGCACUUUAAAAGCAGUCUCACAAAUAUGGUUGUUUGUUGCAAGACAUUGUGAGCGCGAGCGGCUGGAUUUAAGAAUUUUCUUCGAUCGUUGCGAACGAAAUGAGAAAUGCUUGUGGCUUGAUUAUGGAAGGGGGUUCGGUUGAUGAAUACACGUGGGAUGCCCUUUCUCAAAUCUAUAAUGAUAACAGACCCAAAGCUCCUAUGGUCGAACAAGGGGAGUCAACAAGCUCAGAAAGCACCUCUACGGAGCCCCCGUCAAACAUUGUCACAUCAUGGGGAAAUGGCACAACUACUUCAGCUCCUGGUCAAGCCCAUAAAGCCGUUCCUUUUCAACCACGCAGAGUGCCAAAACGACCUGUGCCCAAAAAUGAAAAGCCGACAGGUCCUACAACAUGCCCUGUCAUCAAGAAAAGAAGAGUUGUAGCAGCUGCCACAGCAAGAGGAGUUUUUGAACAUCGCCAGAGGAGCUCAACAUCCAAGUCUGCUCGACGCAGCAGUCCUGGUGUGCGGAAAAGCAUUAGAUUGAGGAACAAACACACUGUGUCAAAGACCCCGGAUGUCAUCUCGCAUACCGUGUCUAUCUCCAAUGCUGCUCAGCAGAAAAGUUCAGAGCAAUAUGAGUUGCAGCGUAUUGAAACUCUUCUAAAGGAGGUGGCUGAACAGAGGCGUAAGAAUGAAGCGAGCUACAAGGCUGCACUGGCCGGCUAUGCUUGUGGCUUGAUUAUGGAAGGGGGUUCGGUUGAUGAAUACACGUGGGAUGCCCUUUCUCAAAUCUAUAAUGAUAACAGACCCAAAGCUCCUAUGGUCGAACAAGGGGAGUCAACAAGCUCAGAAAGCACCUCUACGGAGCCCCCGUCAAACAUUGUCACAUCAUGGGGAAAUGGCACAACUACUGCAGCUCCUGGUCAAGCCCGUAAAGCCGUUCCUUUUCAACCACGCAGAGUGCCAAAACGACCUGUGCCCAAAAAUGAAAAGCCAACAGGUCCUACAACAUGCCCUGUCAUCAAGAAAAGAGUUGUAGCAGCUGCCACAGCAAGAGGAGUUUUUGAACAUCACCGGAGGAGCUCAACAUCCAAGUCUGCUCGACGCAGCAGUCCUGGUGUGCGGAAAAGCAUUAGAUUGAGGAACAAACACACUGUGUCAAAGACCCCGGAUGUCAUCUCGCAUACCGCGUCUACCUCCAAUGCUGCCCAGCAGAAAAGUUCAGAGCAAUAUGAGUUGCAGCGUAUUGAAACUCUUCUAAAGGAGGUGGCUGAACAGAGGCGUAAGAAUGAAGCGAGCUACAAGGCUGCACUGGCCGGCUGUCAGCCACCUAAGCAAGUGAUGUCCACCACCAUUCCAAAAGAGUUUAACUUCCAUUCAGAUAACAGGUUGAAGAACCACACAGAUCGAUCUUCUGCAGAAGACAGCUCGUACAAGGAGAUAAACUUCACUUCUCAGCUCCGCAAACACCCAGCUUCACCUGGCCCGAAGGGAACAACCAUUCCCAAACCCUUUAACCUCUCCAGAGGCAAACAGAAGCUGGAAGAGACUGGGAUCUACGUGGCGAUGCCCCAGCAGAUUGAGCAGUUCCAGAAACGCACGCCUACCCGUUAUCACCUGCGUAGCCGGCAAUGCCAAGAGAGAGGACCAUCACCGGUAAAGCCAGAUAAGCCAAAGAUCACACACCCUAAAACUCAACAGCUGAUGACUCUACACCGGCCCACCGUGGAAAAACCCCCAGCGCCAAUUAAGGCACUUGCUGUGCCCCAUUUCCAGCCCUUCCUCCCCAAACCUCUCGUCAAGAGCCAGGUGGAAAUGUGUCCCUUCUCGUUCGAGGAGCGUGACAGGGAACGGAGAGCGAAGAAGGAAAAAACACUAGAGGAACUGCGACAUGAAAAGGUGCCGAGGUUCAAGGCCCAACCUCUUCCUGACUUCCAUGAAGUGCAUCUUCCUGAGAAAAAGGUGUUCAAGCCCACCAAACCUGUUCCAUUCAGACUGAUGUUAGAUGAACGAGCAGCAGCGAAGGGUGAACGCAUGCUGAAAGAGGAAUUGAAAUGUCAGGCUGAAGCUGCAUGUUUUAAGGCUCGACCGAACACAAUAGUCCAUAAGGAGCCUUUUGUACCAAAGAAGGAGAAUCGCUCCAUAUUGGAGAGGCGGGCCAAGGAACGGCUGGAGUUUGAGAGGGAGAUGUGGGAGAAGGAGGCUCUGAAGGCUCACAUGGAAAAGGAAAGAGCUAGAGAAGAAGAAGAGCAAGAAAAAGAGGAGAUCACAAGGCUGCGGCAUGAACAGGUGCACAACGCUCAGCCAAUCAGACGCUACAAGCCUGUUGAAGUGAAAAAGAGUGAAAUGUCCCUCACAGUGCCACACUCUCCCAAUUUUCAGAUUGUUUCCGCAUGUAAAAUGCAUUACGUUAACUUAACUGUACAUAGUUCUUUUUAAUGUCUGUUGUUACUACUUAUGCCUUUGCAAUACAAUCUCUUGUGAGCAAAGUUUUAUUAUUGUGUGGCUUUUAAGCCUCCUUUGUCAUUUUUGGUCUAGUAAAUAAGGGUUGUGACGACUGCUCUAACUAGUUCUUAAAUUGUUUUAUGUAUAUGCAGCAUCUUUUUAUU